CGUAUUGAAGAAGCUAGACUUUAUGUAAGUAUUUCGAUUGAAGGCAGUCCACAACUAAUCCGCCACAUGUUUAGUUCGUUCCGGGCCGGAACCUGGAUUACGUAUAGCCCAAAUUAGAUGGAUUGUAGUAAAAGCCCGAAAUAGGUGGAUUAUAGUAAAAGCCCGAAAGUAAAAAGAAAAAAGCCCAUAAAAGAAGGUCAGAAAAAAUAAAUAAAAAUGACAGAAGUUCAAAACUAUGCCAAAACCUGAAGCAGCUAAAAGCUCGUCUUCUUCAGCAUUCUCUACUCCUGCAGGUGAUCCGGUGAUUGGUAACCUUGCAGGAGAGCUACUUCAAAUCGGACAUGUAAUUCUCGAAACCUAUACUGAUGGAUCUCUUACACCAGAAUGAAGAGGCGCCCCAUCAUCCCUUCGGCUUGUUAUAAACACCCAAGUUCAAGCAGACCUCAUCUAUUCGUAUGCCUUUUCAGUUCUUCUUCCUUUGACUCAUCCGGUGUGAGGCCUUUUCCUGAUUAUUCACCGAAAAAACCUUCUAUAAAAGACUCUGAAUUUGUCCACCAUAUCUCAACUGUCAUCAAGCAACGCCGAUGUGAGCCCUUUCGCCAGAUUCUGAAGCCCUUUGAAUCGAAAUUCAGGCCCGACCAUCUCCUUUGGGUUCUGAUGGACAUAAAAACCGAUUACAGACUAAUUGUAAAUUUAUUUGACUGGUCUUGCAUCAGAAGAUACCCGUCACUUGAGGCGUGCUGCAUCCUUAUUCAAAUUGCUGUCGGAGCUAACGAUCUAGAGAUGGCUCAAAAACUUUUACAUGAAUUCUGGACAAAACCGAGCAUUGAUGGCAAUAUCUCGGUCUCCCAGUUUCUUGAAAAAUUAAUAUACACUUACAAGGAUUGGGGUUCAGAUCCCUGCAUCUUUGACAUUUUUUUCCAAUGUCUUAUUGAAGAUGGACAUCUUGAUGAUGCGAGAAAGGUCUUCGAUAAGAUGCUGAAUUAUGGUGUGGUUCUCUCUCUUGAUUCAUGCAACAUGUUUCUUUCCAGACUUUCGAAAGAGCCCGAUGGUCCCAAAAUGUCGUUAAAGGUUUUCUGUGAGUUUUCUGAAGUGGGUAUUCAGUGGAAUACUGUAUCCUAUAAUAUAGUCAUACAUUCACUUUGUCGGUUGGGGAACACGAAAGAAGCUCAUAAGCUACUUCUGCAAAUGGAUUUAAGAGGUUGCAUUCCUGAUGCUGUGAGCUACAGUACAGUAAUUAACGGAUAUUGUAAUCAAGGAGAACUUAAUUCGGGGCUAAACGUUGUUGAAAAUAUGCAACAGAAAGGUUUGAAGCCAAAUGCCUUCACCUUUAACAGUAUAAUCCUUCUUCUGUGCAAGAGUGGUAAAGUGUUAGAUGCCGAAAAGGUAUUGAGGGAGAUGAUUUCUCAGGGAAUCUUUCCUGAUAAUGCAGUCUACACCACUCUCAUUGAUGGGUUUAGCAAAAUCGGGAAUACUGCUUCUGCAUCCAGAAUGUACGAUGAAAUACAAAGUCGGAAUAUUAUUCCAGAUGUUAUCACAUAUACUGCUCUAAUUUGUGGCUUCUGUCAGAACGGAAAAGUAGCCGAAGCAGACCACCUCUUUUAUGAAAUGCUGAAUAUUGGAUUAAAAGCAGAUGAAUUUACUUACACUACGCUUAUUGACGGUUACUGCAAGGCAGGUGAAAUCGAAAAGGCGUUUUCUCUUCAUAAUGAGAUGAUUCAGGUGGGGCUGAUUCCAAACGUAGUCACGUACACUGCACUGGUUGACGGGCUCUGUAAAAAAGGGGAUGUCGAUACAGCAAACGAACUUCUUCACGAGAUGUGUGAAAAGGGACUCGUUCUCAAUAUUUACACAUGGAAUGCACUUCUCAACGGUCUUUGUAAGUCCGGGAAUAUAGAGCAAGCUGUGAAGCUGAUGAAAGAUAUGGAGGUGGCUAAGAUAGGUCCCGAUGUUUAUACCUACACUACUCUAAUGGAUGCGUACUGCAAAAACGGUGAAAUGGUUAUGGCACACCAGCUGCUUCAUGAGAUGUUAAAGAAGGGGAUUAAACCAACUGUUGUCACAUUCAAUGUUCUGAUGAAUGGGUUUUGUAUGUCGGGGAUGCUAGAAGAUGGUCAGAAGCUGCUAAACUGGAUGUUGGAGAAGGGCAUAAUGCCUAAUUCCACCACUUACAAUUCUCUUAUUAAACAGCACUGUGUUAGAAAUGAUAUGCGUUCAGCCACUGAAGUUUACCGGGGUAUGUAUAAUCAGGGAGUGACACCAGAUGAGAAUACGUAUAAUAUACUGAUACGAGGGCAUUGCAAAAUGAGGAAUAUGAAGGAAGCGUGGUUUUUGCAUAAAGAAAUGGUUGAGAAGGGAUUUAAUCUUACGGUUGAGACCUAUAAUGCACUGAUUAAAGGAUUUAUUAAAAGGAAGAAGUAUAUGGAGGCCAGAGAACUUUUUGAAGAGAUGAGGAAAAAAGAAUUAUCUCCAGACACGGAGAUAUACUGCACCUUCGCAGAGAUGAAUUACGAGGAGGGGAAUGUUGAUUUAACUUUGGUGCUUUGUGACGAGGCUGUUGAGAAGUUUGUCGGUGAUAAUAGCAAAGGUGGAAGGACGUAAGUCUUAUAUCUUGGGUUUCGUGCAAGCGACAUUGGAGAACCAUGGUGGAACAUCUUUCAGAGAGAUGGUUCACUAAUUAGACCAAGGGAUAAGUAAAAUCCCUUGGUCAGACAAUCCAUUUGGUUGCUUCAGGUGGAAGAAAGAAGAAAUGAUCACUUCUUGAUUAUACUUCUGCCGACUUCCGUAUCUCGAUCAGGGUAAUGGAUGUUUGUUAAGUCAUUCCAUAAAAUAUGGAGGAUCGACCUUUUGCAGUCUUCAUACGUUACCACACAAUACAGGUCUCGCAAAGAGGCAGGAAGUUCACAGUGUGUCAUCAGAUAAAAAGCUUGAUGAUGCCUUGCCUGUAAAAAGGGAGACUACUAUGGUUUUCAUAGGUGGAGAUGCAUGCCUAAGGAU
Molecule: messenger RNA, 2997 nt
Organism: Erythranthe guttata (spotted monkey flower)
Lineage: Eukaryota; Viridiplantae; Streptophyta; Magnoliopsida; Lamiales; Phrymaceae
Product: Pentatricopeptide repeat (PPR-like) superfamily protein
Molecular function (GO): protein binding
Source: RefSeq, a predicted model, not a curated record